Prorocentrum cordatum is the source of this 1114-nucleotide messenger RNA. NCBI's taxonomy places the organism in Eukaryota, Dinophyceae, Prorocentrales, Prorocentraceae. The record is from the annotation of a GenBank genome assembly.
GGGCGCCCUUCCGGCAGCCCCUGAUAUGUGGAGGCGGGCCCAUCGCCGACCCCAGACGUCCGCGCCGCGCUCGGGAAGUUCCUGCCGAUGCCGACCUGUUCUUCUUCGACCAUCCCCUUCCCGGGCCUGCCGCUGCUGCACUCCAUGGACGAGUCUUCGGUCUGGGCGAUGACCACGCAGGGGGAGUUCUUCGCGAACGACCGCUUCGCCGCGGUGCCGCGCAGUGCCCUGAGCGCCUAUUUCGAGGGCUGGAAGCUGAUCGUGACGGGCGAGGCAGAGGAUGUUUUCCUGAAGGUCCUCCCGCGCGCUGGCGUCCCCGUUUUCCUGGCCGAGGGCACGAACUGUGAGGCCUGGCUCUAUGCGCGCCUCGAGUAUGCCGGCGUUGGCCUGGCUGCCAUGCCAGCAAUGGCUUACGUUCAGUGCGCACCUGGGGAGGACUGGGCGAGUCUGCGCACGCUUGGCUACUUCUCCUGCACCCCGUUCUCGGGGUUAUUCUCCGAUGAAUCUGGAGCUCUGACAGAGGCUUUUGGCGGGUGCAAAUAUCCGACGGAGGUCAAGAACAUCAUAGCCACAGACACAGCCCUCCAGGACUUUGACUUGGACGGGACCGUUCAUCCAGGGAGCCGGUCCCGUGACGCUGCGGACGAGCUCUGGAACCACCGGCUGGUGCGCCUCUUCAGCCCCGAGCCAUCCGCCAUGGUGUGGACUACCGAGAUGGUUUACCAGGCGACCACGCAGUGCAUGGAGCGCGAGGUGAGGAGGUACCUGAAGGAGGGGAGCUGCACGAAGGUGGAGACAUACGCGCUCGAGGCCCUCUGGUGCCGCAGGCUCCUGACCAGAGUCCUCGCGCUUGCCCAGUCGCGCAACGAGUACUACUGGGACGCCCUGGAGCUGUCGAGGGCGAUGCUCCUGGCUGCCCCCCUGCACUUCGCGCACUGGAUCCGCCUGAUCUCCGUGCUGAUGCACCCCACUCUCCGCUCGAUCGAGGCCGCUCACGUGGCCUACAAGGAGGCCCGCAAGCUGAACCCGGCGCAUCCGGUCAUGCCGGGCCUAGGCAAGCUCAUCUCGGAGGGGGGCCAGCCGAGACCACGGCGCCGCUCCCGUCCGACCGCGG